Messenger RNA from Zonotrichia albicollis (white-throated sparrow), 2442 nucleotides. NCBI's taxonomy places the organism in Eukaryota, Metazoa, Chordata, Aves, Passeriformes, Passerellidae. The record is from RefSeq and is a predicted model, not a curated record.
AGUACCGUCCAUGAUUUGACAGUGCACCGUGCAACGCCUGAGGAUAUUCUCCGUCGCCGUGAAAUACACAAAUCAAAAAACAAAGCAUUGGCACAUCUGGAGCUCCAAGAGAAAGCACUGAACAGAAAAUGGAAGAAGCAAAGGCAACUGGAUGUGGAUUCCUUUGAGAAAAGGAAAUUGGCUCUGAUGCGUGAGAUUCUGUCUGAUCAGUAUCAUUUGCAAGAUGUGUUGGAGCGAUCUGGUCAGGCUGUGGCUGGGGCAAAAGAUUUGCUUGAGGAUGCUCCUCGCACACGAACAGGUUUUCCUAAUGUAACAAUGGCUCCUAACUGUGACCUAGAAUCGUCUCAAGGACCCAUUGUACAAAAAAGUCAUCCUCCCAGUCAGCUUUCCAUCCUCAAUGAAUCUGUCAUGGAUUCCCAGGCCCUUAAUGAAGAGGAGGAGGAAGAAGCAUUAUCAGAAGAUGGACACCAUGAUGUUUUGGGUUUCAAAUCCAGGAUCAGUUCUGACAGGCUGCUUCGGUUGUUGAGAAAAGAAAAUUCCUUGGUGAAUUCUCCAUUGUGGGCUGAAAAAGGUGUGAGAAAAACCACCUUAUCACAGGAAUCAAAUGUGCCUCGGACUCCAGCAACUGUUUCCCCUUCAUUGGACCAGUCAGCCCUCAAUGCCACCAGUGUAAUCAAGAGAACCCAUUCAAGACUUCAGAAUGAAGAUGAAGAAGAGUCUGUAGAUUCCAUUGACACUGUGAGACAAGUGCUGAACCCAAACUCAAGGAAACAAAAGCAAAUUGCAGCAAAGAUGAAAAGAAAGCAAGCUGAACAGAACCCUGCAAGACAAAAAAGGGGUGAUUCUCCAGCUAAUUUAACGCAGACUGACCUUCAGAGGGACAGCAAAUCCAGCCUAGAUGUUCUCAGCCACAUGAUCCAGGAAGUAGAGCAUGAACUGGAGGAAUAUGAGCGAUGUACAGGUCGUGAGGUGCCAAAGAAAGAGAGAAGUGAGGGCCUGUCUGGGUUUACUCUGUCCCUAGUGAACGCUCUCUGUCGCUUGAUGCGCUACCUCAAAGAGGCUGAAAUGCAGCUGCAUGAGAAAGAGAUGAUUAGGCAGCAGCAGAAGGAGAUGUUGGAUGAACACAGAGAACUGAUCGAUGCUCUGACUGCUGAGGUUCUUCAAGUAAGGGAAGAAAACAUGACUAUGCAGAAGAAGCUUCAGCAAUACAUGACAGUAACAGAUGAAAAGCUGAUGUGUCUCACACAAGCAUUUAAGGACCUCCCUUUGGUAGAACCUGAAAGAGAACAAAGUUCAAAACAUUUGGGAAUUGCAAGCAGAGGCCCAGCAAACAGCCAAGAAAAACCUGAUAUGACCUACCCUGAGCCCAGGACUGAAGUAGGCAAUAGGGAAAAUAUGCUGAAAUUUCCACAGGAAGAACUUCCUUUCACAUUUCACCCAGGGCCAGGUGCCUCAAGUGAUAUGAGACCUGGUAGAAGCUUCCCAGCUCACAUCUUCCAGCCAGCUGUGCUGUUGUCCCCACCACAGCAGAAAAGCAGUGAGGAAUUGUUUCAUUUCCAGAAUGUGCUGGCAGCCAUUUCCCAGUGUGCUGAAAGAGAGCUGUGCAAGGAAAGGAGCUUGCCUUCCUCCCUGAGGACACAGAGCACAGCUGAGGAGAGCUGCCCCAUCUCUCAAAGGCAACCACUUCCUCCUGCAGACAAAAACUUGGAGAGUUCCCAUGAGAAAACCAAUCUGUCCUGCCCAGGUGACCCUGGAAAAAACAGCACAGCUGAAGAGUUCCUUCGAAAUGGUGAUCUUCUGGGACAGAUAGCUGAGCUCUCACGGCAGAAUGCUCUAAUUAAAGCUCAACUGAGCAAAUUCAGAGGUGUCCCUGGAGACAAAAGUGAUUGUCUGCAUCCAGGCCUGACACAAAAUGCAGAUCCUAGUCCAGGCUCUUCACAAGGACAGAGUCAUCUCAUGGUAUCAAGGAGCUUGGAGGAAAGGAUAGCGGAGCUGAAUCGCCAGAGUACGGAAGCACGGGAUAAGCUGUUGCAGUUGAUAGACCAGCAGAAAUCAGCUGCUGCUGACAUGGUCCCUCCAAUGCUGUCUCCUGUUCCACCCCCAUCCCUGAAUUACACUGAAAAUGCAAGGAGGACAGUUGAAGUGUCUGUUCCCAUGGCAGUGGCUGUGGACAGCUCCAAGGAGGACAGUGUUCCCCAUGCCAGUAUGACCAGUAUAAGAAGGACUGUAGGAGACUCCAGCAAACCUUUAAGUGCAACAUCAGAAAGUGCCAAAUUAACUUCUGUCAGCCAAAGACCAAAGGUAGAAAAGCAAAAAGAAGAAGGAUGGUUUGCAUUGUCAAUGCACGUUAUGUAAAGGAAGCUGAGCUCAAGUCCUGUAUUUUUAAAAUAUUUUUUAUUAACUACAAAUAAAUCACAAUCUCUCUACAGAUGUGCAGUUUAA